AUGCCACAAAUUCGACCAGCGCCAUCCAUCUCAUUUAACCGCGCAUUUUGUAUUCGGAUAUUGAUGCGAACUAAAGCUCAAUGCACCAAUGAAGAGCGACGCGAGGCUGUGUUGGAAGUCCGGGCUGCUGGUGAAGCCACCGAGGCGUUGGCCGACAAGUACGGCGUCCACCACGAGACGUUGUGGCGCUGGGAUCAUGCAGAGGACCGGAUAAAGGACGCUCAAGGCCUUAGCCGCAAGAAAAAGAAGAUAAGGAAGGUGAAGAGGGGCGUGAAAUUACGGUUUCCUGGACUAGAAUCUCGACAUGCGGAAGAACAAGUCAAUGUGUGA
Messenger RNA from Phytophthora nicotianae INRA-310, 330 nucleotides. RefSeq lists its product as hypothetical. The coding region runs from base 1 to 330 and encodes 109 amino acids. Lineage: Eukaryota; Oomycota; Peronosporomycetes; Peronosporales; Peronosporaceae. The transcript has 3 exons. The record is from RefSeq and is a predicted model, not a curated record.